Molecule: messenger RNA, 2857 nt
Organism: Salarias fasciatus (jewelled blenny)
Lineage: Eukaryota; Metazoa; Chordata; Actinopteri; Blenniiformes; Blenniidae
Product: sodium- and chloride-dependent GABA transporter 2-like
Exons: 14
Coding region: 211-2076 (621 amino acids)
Biological process (GO): nitrogen compound transport; amino acid transport; sodium ion transmembrane transport
Cellular component (GO): cell projection; plasma membrane
Molecular function (GO): gamma-aminobutyric acid:sodium:chloride symporter activity
Source: RefSeq, a predicted model, not a curated record
UCUGCCGCCUCACCCCCCAUUGUCACGUUCAAAUACCGCUCUCCUCUCCCACCUCCACUCAUGGACUCGCGGCUGGGGCUGUCGCCGCUGCACGGAGGGCCUCUGGACUGGUAUUUUCCGCCGAGCGCCUCGGAGCGUUUCCCCCGGAUGGAAGCGUAGUUCAUCAACACUGAGGACUCCCGCGGCUGCUUUCUCUCUCUCUCUCUCAGCAUGAUGGAAAAGACAUUUGGACAAGAGAAGUUGAGACUGGACGCGACUCCGGCUCAUCACUCCUCUGCCUCCACUGCUCGAGGGCAGUGGUCCAGCAAAAUUGAAUUCCUCUUGGCGGUCGCAGGACAAAUCAUCGGCCUAGGAAAUGUGUGGAGGUUUCCUUAUCUGUGCUACAAAAAUGGAGGGGGCGUGUUCUUCAUCCCCUACAUCCUCUUCCUCUUCACCUGCGGGAUCCCGUUGUUCCUGCUGGAGACGGCUCUCGGCCAGUACACCAGCCAGGGAAGCAUUACCUGCUGGAGGAAAAUCUGCCCGCUGUUUGAAGGGAUGGGUUAUGGCAGCCAGAUAGUAGUUUUGUACUCCAGUAUUUAUUACAUUGUCAUUUUGGCCUGGGCCUUCCUGUACCUCUUCUCCUCGUUCAGCUCCGAGCUUCCCUGGGCGAACUGCAGGAACAUCUGGAACACAGAUACCUGUGUGGAGUUUGAUCAAAGGCCCGAUUAUUUCAACAUGACUGUGCCAGAGAAUGCAACAUCACCAGUGAGAGAGUUUUGGGAGAGGAGGAUUUUGAACAUCACACAACAUGUGGAGGAGCUGGGCGGCAUGCGAUGGGAGCUGGCUUUGUGUCUUCUGCUGUCCUGGAUCAUCUGUUACUUUUGUGUCUGGAAAGGCGUGAAGUCUACCGGAAAGGUGGUUUACUUCACUGCUACAUUUCCAUACCUGAUGCUGGCGGUGUUACUCAUUCGUGGACUCACGUUGCCUGGAGCUAUGGCGGGGAUCAAGUUUUACCUGUACCCAGAUCCGUCUCGCCUCAGCGAUCCCCAGGUGUGGAUGGAUGCUGGCACUCAGAUAUUUUAUUCCUAUGCUAUUUGCAUCGGCUGUCUAACUGCACUUGGUAGCUAUAAUAAAUACAACAAUAACUGUUACAAGGAUUGCGUGUACUUGUGCCUCCUGAACAGUGGAACCAGUUUUGUUGCCGGCUUUGCCAUUUUCUCUGCGCUCGGGUUCAUGGCGUAUGAGCAAAACACAGACAUAUCCAAGGUGGCAGAGUCAGGUCCUGGCUUGGCCUUCAUCGCCUAUCCUCGAGCCGUCGCAAUGAUGCCUUUUCCUCAAGUCUGGGCGAUAUUCUUCUUCAGCAUGAUCAUCUUACUUGGGCUGGACAGUGAGUUCGUGGGUCUGGAGGCCCUCGCCACGGCAGUUUCCGACAUGUAUCCCGCCUACUUCCACAAAGGCCAUCGACGUAAACUCCUCCUGCUUUUUAUCAGUGUUUUCAGUUUCCUCAUCGGCCUUGUGAUGGUCACUGAAGUAAGAGGAAAUGAAACUCUCACAGAUUUGCUGCAUUUCGUUAAUGAUGACAUGAAAGCUGAGUGUUUUUGUUCCCUGCAGGGCGGCCUGUACAUUUUCCAGGUGUUUGACUACGACGCCUGCAGCGGGAUGACACUGCUGAUGUUCGCCAUACUGCAGUCUCUGUGUAUAGGAUGGGUUUAUGGUGCAGACCGGUUUUAUGAUAACAUAGAAGACAUGAUUGGAUAUAGACCUUUAUCCUUGAUCAAGUAUUGUUUGAAGUAUAUCACUCCACUAAUUUGCAUGGGAACAUUUCUUUUCUCCUUGAUAAAAUACACUCCUCUGAAGUUCAACAAUGAAAUAGAAUAUCCGUGGUGGGGUUACGCUCUCGGCUGGUUCUUCACGCUCUCCUCCACCCUCAUGGUUCCCUUCUGGAUGCUGUACAGCCUCAGCAGGACUCCCGGCACACUGCGGCAGAGGUUCAAGGUCUUAUGUACUCCUGCCAAAGAUCUCCCUCUGACCAAACCGGAGAAGAAAGCUCUUGAACUGUUCGACGUGUCGUCCCCCCUCGACACCGUGCAUCCAUAGGCGCCGUCGGACGAACUGGAGCAGCCUCGCAUGUGCUGAACGCUGAAGCACGAGGAGACUAUGGUACGCUGUGCCCCCUGAAAGAAGUGGUGCUCAAAUCUUUUUUUUUUUGUGUUUGACUUUAUAAAUCUGUGCUGAGCAACCCUGGAAGAAGGACCGUGGUCCUCCAUGAGAGGAAGGGCGUGUGAUGAGUGAUCAGGCUUUCUGCAGAGACAAAUGUUGACACAUUCAUCAGAUUCAUAAGCUGCAUUCCAGUUCCCGUUAUGUUUUUGUUUUUCCUGUAGUCGUUUAAACACCGCCUGUGUUUGUUGAUCAAACCAAGAGCAGUUUCACGAAGUUGUGUACCCCGAUAACAAUAUGGUGCAUUUUACAAGGUGGGAAAAAAGCUUGUUACACAAUUUGUUAGUCACAUCAAGCCCAAAAUGUUGAUAUUUCACACAGCUUGAUGAUGGUUAUUCUGGAUUAUCAACUCCCAGUGUGGUGAAACUCUGUCAUUCAGGUUUUCCUUACUGUACAGCAUGCACAGUUGAACGCGUUUUGCAUCCUGUUUUUUGAAAAGUCCACUGCUGGGAGAAGUGAAUGUAGCCGCAGACGGCGCCAGUUUCCUCAGACGAGGACUGGAUAUCCUCGCCUUAAAACAUCUUGUGAGCCUCGUUUAACAGGUUGAAUGUAUUUACAGGCUCUUUCAGGUCGGACAAAAAGUGACUUUUGAAUUAUGCUGCCUUAAAUCAUCAUUUACUCACCUAGAAUAGCACAAAGACGAAGUGAACAACUGUCACUU